Molecule: messenger RNA, 463 nt
Organism: Staurois parvus
Lineage: Eukaryota; Metazoa; Chordata; Amphibia; Anura; Ranidae
Source: the annotation of a GenBank genome assembly
CCAGGACCCUGCAUUCACUAUAUCUGGUCUCCCACAAUACACAGAACAUGGAAAUGCAAUUAUUUUAGUAAAUAAAACUGCUAAAUACCUUUUCUCAUCAGCAGUUAGAGCCAUCCAGCAGAGAACUGGUUAAAUCUUGUAGGAGUUUUCAUUUUGAAAUAUGAGGAUGCAGAACCCCCGACCUCUGUCUGGACAGUGCUGAUUGGCCCUGUGCUGAUCACAUGCACUCCCAAGAAAAAAAAGAAAAAACUCUCUAGCAAUACACACUAAACUGAGCAUGUGCAUGUGGCUACAGGUACAGUCUGUCUUAUCAGAUGGACAUUUGAACAAGAGUAGGUACAGAGAAGUCAUGAUCAAACAGCCUAUUUACACAAUGCAGAGGAUUAACCCUUUAGGUUCCACAGUGAGUAUAACAAGCAUGCUUUACUGCAUAUACAGACUGAUCUUAAUGUUGUGGGUUUAG